AUGUUGAACGCUGGUUAUGCAGCAGUAGUUGAAGGAAGACCUCUAAGACAUCCACGUCUUCCCUGCUGUGGAAUGAGCAUGGGAUGGUUUCUAAGGGCAGCGAAAUUUGAGCUACGGGUUCGAAGGAAUCGAUGGUUGGAACUCAUAGAACGCGAUGCAGACGGAGGCAACAGUUGCGAUAGGGCUCUAAGCUCCGUCCAUGGAGGCGGCGGCGGUCUUAAAUACUCGACGCCCAAUCAGCAACAGGCUCAGAUCGGGACGAUUACUAAUCUCUUGGCCGGAGGAGUCGCCGGAGCUGUGAGCAAAACUUGCACUGCUCCGCUCGCUCGCCUCACCAUCCUCUUUCAGGUGCAAGGGAUGCACGCCGAUGCUGUGGCUCUAAGAAAUGCUAGUAUAUGGCGCGAGGCUUCCCGAAUUGCUUGUGAAGAAGGGUUUAGAGCUUUCUGGAGAGGAAACUUGGUUACGAUUGCUCAUCGAUUGCUUCCAUCAGCUUUUAUGCUUACGAACGCUACAAAAAUUCCUAGGGUUUGAAUUUGGGGGUUUUGGUGAUGAUUUUUCGAUAAUGAGGCAGCGGAUCUUCGGAAAGGUGUAAGAUGAG
Asparagus officinalis (garden asparagus) is the source of this 598-nucleotide messenger RNA. RefSeq names its product ADP,ATP carrier protein-like. Gene Ontology annotation, biological process: transmembrane transport. The transcript is spliced from 6 exons. The record is from RefSeq and is a predicted model, not a curated record. Bases 1 to 531 code for a protein of 176 amino acids. Lineage: Eukaryota; Viridiplantae; Streptophyta; Magnoliopsida; Asparagales; Asparagaceae.